AUGGAAUCCACAAGAGUUUUUGGAGCAAAACUUGGAUUUAAACUCUCUAUCCGGUCUCAGGCGAAUGUAUUGUCGUCAUGCAAACCCUUUCGUUUCCCGCCAACGUCAUUUCCCGGCAAGCCUCCCAAGCUUGUUCCUUUGAAAGCCACUACUAACACUCUGGCUUGUGAAGAUGAAAAUAAUCGCAAGUUCAAGAAGAUGGAGCCUUCAGAGUGGGGUCAUCAAUUCAUCGAUGCCCAUGUUGAUCUCGCUGAAAUGGAUUCGCUUGGUAGAGAAAUUGAAGCACUAAAGCCAAAAGUGGGGGACAUGUUCUUGUCUUCCAGUGACGUUGAUUCAACCAAGAAGAAUAUCCUUUUCAUCUAUUUGCUCAUGAGCCUUGGUGUCGCAUAUCAUUUCGAAGCUGAGAUAGAGGAGAAUCUUAAAGAGGGACUUAAAAGGAUGGAAGAGAUGUUGUCUGGUGAAGAUGAUUUGUACACAGUUUCCAUCAUCUUUUGGGUUUUCAGAUCAUAUGGUCACAACCUUUCUCCCGAUGUUUUUAAGAGAUUCAAAGGGGAAAAUGGAAACUUCAAAGAAUGUCUUGCGGAGGAUACGAAGGGUAUCUUAAGCUUGUAUGAAGCUGCUCAGAUGGGAACAAUGACAGAAUAUAUAUUGGACGAAGCCUUGAGCUUUGUAUUGAGUUACUUAGAGCCGCUAGUUGCAAGUGGGACAUGCCAACCUCAUCUCUCCAGGCGUAUAGAAAAAGCUCUGGGACAACCGCAACAUAGGAACAUGGAGAUAUUAGUUGCAAUGGAAUAUAUCCGGUUCUACGAACAAGAAGAAGACUAUGACAAGACGCUACUAAUGUUUGACAAGCUUAACUUCAAAUACCUUCAGCUACAUUACCUUCAAGAACUCAAAGGCCUCUCAAAAUGGUACAAGGAGAAAGACUUCGAAUCUAACUUACCACCUUACUACAGAGACAGAUUUGUGGAAAUGCACGUCGUUGCGCUAGCAUACUUAGAGCCAAAUCACUCACGUUUGAGGAUUAUGCUAACUAAGAUGUUCGUGCUUCAAAUAAUUCUUGAUGACACAUGUGACAGAUAUGCUUCUCUUCGUGAAGUUGAAAGCCUCGCUAAUGCAAUCGAAAGGUUAACAAUUAUGGGACAAGAUUAUUCAUACAGCCAGCCUUCGUCAUCAUCAGAGUCGAUUGACAUUACCUCCCUUCUACAAGAAGAAGCGGACUUGUAUGCAGAUGAAGGACUAGCUUCAAAGGAGAGUGUCUCAAAGCAACACUGUCUUAACUAA
Molecule: messenger RNA, 1284 nt
Organism: Eruca vesicaria subsp. sativa (arugula)
Lineage: Eukaryota; Viridiplantae; Streptophyta; Magnoliopsida; Brassicales; Brassicaceae
Source: the annotation of a GenBank genome assembly